This is a messenger RNA of Fusarium redolens, 1793 nucleotides long. RefSeq names its product ketopantoate hydroxymethyltransferase-domain-containing protein. Gene Ontology annotation, cellular component: mitochondrion. The transcript is spliced from 4 exons. The record is from RefSeq and is a predicted model, not a curated record. Gene Ontology annotation, biological process: pantothenate biosynthetic process. Gene Ontology annotation, molecular function: magnesium ion binding; 3-methyl-2-oxobutanoate hydroxymethyltransferase activity. Bases 318 to 1793 code for a protein of 491 amino acids. NCBI's taxonomy places the organism in Eukaryota, Fungi, Ascomycota, Sordariomycetes, Hypocreales, Nectriaceae.
CUCAAAUAUACAACGUAGGGUUCAUCAUGGUUCAGACAUGAAUAAAAGCUUUGCUUUCCCCGACUUUCUGACUAGAUCGCAACUUUAACUGUCAUAAACGAAACAACAUUAGUCAAGAUACUCUUUUCAUAAUUUUCCCCCUUUCAAAAAGGAUCACUAUAGACUUCUUGAGCCACUCUCUCUGUCGGUCUGCGAUCUGCCUGCAAGUACCUCAAGUUUCUGUCACUCACAACACUUGACAAAGCACGCGACGCCUUAUCUUCACCUCAGCCCACUCUGCUAGCACUUCCCCUUACUCCUAUUGCCGCCUCUUCCUCAUGUCAUCUCUUAUCAAUCCUACCAUGAGGUCAUGUGCCUCUCUCCUAUCCCGGGUGUCCGUCCCAUCCACUCGGCCGGCACCCCGGACCCUCGGCCGAGCCGUUCGGCCCCUCAUUGUCGGAGGUGCGGCGCAGACCCGGUACAGCUCUCACUCUCCCAUGGGUACACCUCCGGCUGUCCAACGCAAGAAGGUCACUGUCGGUACACUUCGCUCCAUGCACCGCAAGGGUGAUCCCAUCACCGUCAUGACAGCUCAUGACUUCCCCAGUGGUCAUGUUGCUGAUCAUGCUGGUAUGGACAUCAUCCUUGUGGGAGACAGUCUCGCCAUGGUAGCACUUGGUAUGGAGGAUACUAGUGAGAUUAUUUUGGAAGAGAUGCUUUUACAUUGUCGAUCUGUUGCGAGAGCGACAAAGUCGGCUUUCACUGUUGGAGAUCUACCCAUGGGCACUUAUGAGAUUGGUCCUGACCAGGCUCUAGCUACUGCCAUCCGCUUCAUCAAAGAAGGCCGUGUCCAAGGCGUCAAGCUUGAAGGUGGUAAGGAGAUGGCCCCCACCAUCAAGAAGAUUACCACUGCUGGCAUUCCCGUCCUUGGCCAUAUUGGCUUGACUCCUCAGCGACAAAACGCACUUGGUGGCUUCCGCGUCCAGGGCAAGACAAGUAGUGGUGCAAUGAGCAUUCUCGAAGAUGCCCUUGCUCUUCAGGAAGCUGGUUGUUUUGCCAUGGUUGUUGAGGCAGUUCCUGCUGAGGUGGCCGCGCUCAUCACUGAGAAGCUCUCCAUUCCCACCAUCGGUAUUGGCGCUGGCAACGGUACCUCGGGCCAGGUCCUGGUACAAGUCGAUAUGAUUGGAAACUUCCCUCCCGGUCGAUUUCUGCCCAAAUUUGUCAAGAAGUAUGGUGAUGUCUGGGGAGAGAGCUUGAGAGCUAUCGAGGCGUAUCGGGAUGAAGUCAAGUCGCGCCAAUACCCUGCUCCUGAGCACACAUACCCCAUUUCGGCGGAGGAACUUGAGAACUUUACUAAGGCGAUAGAAGAAUUCAGCCUUGUUAUCAUCAUCCAAAAGCAGGAGUCAAAGAACGGCGCAAAUGCACUGUUGACGUACAAGAAGACACUGUCUGUCUCCUUACACCUCAAUUUCUUCCUCAGAUAUCUCACGACCUCUUCAAAGCGCCUUGUUGCGCUAAUCUUGCACACGUCUUGCGCCAACAACGGAGCAGACCCCACGGGUUUAAACCGCACUACGACCUUGUCCGCCUUGAAGGCUCCAGCAGUUGCAAGUGCGGCGCUCGCAUCUCGUGGUAGAUCAGCCAACACCACUGAGGCGGACAUGGUAAGUGGUAAGUUGGGGGAUGCGGCACCGCUUCCUGCUCCUUCAUUAUCAGCCAGAGGCAUGGGUGAGGCGUUCGAGGGUGAGGGUGAUGGUGAGGGCACCCAUUCUGCUGGCGGGUUGUCCGACAUUUUGAAGAUCUUGUGCUUUUGA